Drosophila suzukii is the source of this 748-nucleotide messenger RNA. RefSeq lists its product as uncharacterized. The record is from RefSeq and is a predicted model, not a curated record. NCBI's taxonomy places the organism in Eukaryota, Metazoa, Arthropoda, Insecta, Diptera, Drosophilidae.
AAAUAGUAGAAAUAUACCAUUAUGGGCUCUUUAUUGCUUGUUAUUCUUGCAAUAGGUUUGUUCCCGACAGGUGCCCUAAGCAUUCCUGAAUAUGAUAUGGCUGACCUUAAGCUUGUGUACCUUCGUCGAAAUAUGGAUAAGAUGAAACCAACGAUUUUGGAAUGCGAUUAUGAUGUUGAAGAUAAUCCCCCGUAUCUUGUUGUAAAAUGGUUUAAAGAUGACGAAGUUGUAUUCCAAUGGAUCCAAGGAUAUCAUCCAUUUACCAACCCUAAUUUUAAGAACAGUAUUGACACUUCCUAUGUGAGUUCUGAGGAUCCAAAUAAAAAGCACAGCGCUUUGGCCCUCAUUAAUCCUACGAUAAGAACGACUGGAAAAUACAAGUGCGAGGUUCAGACCGCGUCAAAUAUAUUCUUCAGAUACCAUAGGAUACAGGUUAUUGACCUGAGUAACUAUUCCUUAGACCUCUUUCACAACAAAAUUCCCAACGGAACGCAGCUGGAGUGUGUCCUGAACAACAUGUACCCCAGGCCCAUUCUGAGGAUUCUAUCUAAAAAUGGGGACGUUAUUAAAGAGGAGUCUAACGUACUGGAAAACGAGGAUGGUUCUUUCAAUGCCACUGCCGUUGUGGAUGUAAAUAAGACCAGAACUAGAUCGUAUUCGUUUCAGGUUUUCUUUCAGCAAGAAAUCCAAAAAGUUUAUUCUCUAACAUUUAAUCAGAACUAAGAAAAGGGUUUUAAAUUACGCGAUU